Molecule: messenger RNA, 1621 nt
Organism: Brassicogethes aeneus
Lineage: Eukaryota; Metazoa; Arthropoda; Insecta; Coleoptera; Nitidulidae
Source: the annotation of a GenBank genome assembly
CAACUUUAUUGUUUUUGUGUGGGUCUGGACUAAUAUACUUAGUAAAUAUUAUUUAAAUAGGAUUUAAAUCUAAUAAAAAGUUUAUUAUUUAUAUUGAAAAUGCCAGAGCAAAUUCAAAGUCAAAACUCCAGUUUAUUAAGCUUGGAAGAAAAUCAGAUGGUACUAAAAUUGUUGGGAAAUCGAUGCCAAUCGUUAGCAACUGCGGUAGUACAAUUGUACUAUACUGAAUACCCUCAUAAUGAAUGGAUAAAACGUUUCUCUGGAAUAUUAUGUUUUGUAAAAGAUAACACUAAAAAAAAUUAUUUUUUUAGACUACACUGUUUAGUCAAAAAUUUACAAGUGUGGGAACAAGAAAUGUAUGAAAAUAUGUCCUAUAUGGAGUCAACAAAAUUUUUACAUGUAUUUGAAGGAGAUGAAAGCUUGAUUGCCUUUAAUUUUGCUAGUAAGGAAGAAGCAAACACUUUUUAUAAUGCUGUAAACAAAAAAAUAGAACUAAGAAAGAAAAGAUCAGAAAAGAGAUCACUAAAUUCUUCAGUUCAAAAUAACAACUCCUCUAAUACAUUUCCAAAUUAUAAUAAUAAAAAAGAGGCAUAUGCAUCUAAUAAACAUUUAAAGAAACGAGGAAAGAUCUUAACUAAAGCUGAUAUUGGAACACCUACCGACUUUAAGCACAUAUCCCAUGUAGGUUGGAACCAAGACUCUGGAUUUGAUAUUGAUACUGAAGAUCAACAACUUAAAACAUUUUUUGAUAAGGCUGGAGUUUCUGAAAAACAGCUACAAGAUAAAGACACAAGGGAAUUUAUAUAUGAUUUUAUUAAUAAACAUGGAGGAAGAGAAGCAGUUGAAGAAACAAACAAAAGUCGAAAAGCUCCAAUGCCUCCCACAAUGGCCUCUGUACCCCCAGUACCACCAAGAGGUUCACAAAAACCUCCUCAUGUACGAGUUGCACCACCACCACCACCCAGUAGACCUCCGCCAAUACAAAAAGAAAGAACUGAAAUACCACCACCGCCAAUAAUGAAUAAUAACGCCGCAAAUAUUUCGGCACCACCGCCUCCACCGCCGCCUAUGGAUUUCCCCACCCAAAUGGAUGGAAAUAUUCCACCACCCCCACCUUUGACUUUAAUGGACAGUAUUAGGAAUGGAGCCAACCUAAAGCCUUGCGAGGAAAGGGUUAUAUCAGCAGCAGCUCCGCAAGAGGACGGAAGAAAUGCUUUACUGGAUCAAAUCCGUAAAGGAAUCACUUUAAAGCGACCGGAAGAGCGAGAAUUACCUUCGAAAGUGCCUCCUCAGAAGCCUGCAAGUGACGGUUGUGACCUUGCUGGUGCCUUACAAAGGGCAUUAGCCGAGCGCAAACUGGCUUUGACUCAAUCCGAAGAUGAUGACGACGACGAUGAUUCCAACGAUGAAGAAUGGAGCGAUUAAACGCGAGCAUUUUUUAUUUUUAUCUGCACUUUUGAAAUAUUUUUUAUGUAGAUUAUUAUACUUUAUUGUGUUAAAUGCGACUUUUUUUAAGUGUACAAGGUUUAUAUUUAUACAUAUUAUUAUUACUCAACAAAUUAUUUCAUUGCAAAAAUAUAAUUUAUAAAAAUUAUUUUUUUUUUGCCUUUUUACAUUUUUG